UUUCUUGAUAAAAAUAACAGUUACAUAUUUUCUACAGAUUUCAAUGCCUGGCCAUUUUCAAAUUUCUGUAUGACAAUAAUAAGUCCCGGAUAUGUACAUUAACACAGAACGUUUUUGCCGUCUACGUAUAUCUUAAAACAUGUGUGUUUCUAUCAACCAACAACCCAGUUUGACCUCUCCAAUAUGGCGGACUCGUUGACUCUUCAACAACGGAACACAGCAUUUCAUGCGUCCAAAGUGCGACGCUGCGCAGACUAAUGUGCGUCCGCGUACUACACCGAAGUACCGCGAGAGUGCGUUGGACGAUAGGAAAUUACGCACGCUGAAAAGCAUAAACAAACAAACGAAACUUCAAACAAUGUUUCUCUUUUAUUAGAUUCUUUAACAGUCAUGAUAUAUUUCGCGCUAUGGUUGUCAAAUAGGUGUUACAUUGUAUUAUAAAUGAGACGCAUACAGUAAGUGACAGUAUAUUCACGCACGUGUGUUUUUAUCAUGGAGAUCCUCGGCAGCACGUUUGAUGAUUCUAUGUUCGAAGAAUCGCGGAACAGAGUCGCAGCAGUUCUUCCCAUUUACGAGCCUAAACUCUGCGAACCUCUGUGGUUUUGUCAAGAUAGACAUUUUGAAGAUGCAUUAGAGGAGCAAAAAACCCAUAAGUUCAGAGGAGACUUGGCCUUCGGGAGGAAACAGUAUCAGGUGGCUCUGGAUGAAUACAUGUCCUGCUUCACUCUGCUACCUGCUGGAAACACGUCAGUGAAGCGAGAUGUUUUGGAAGGGAUUGCACGAUGUUGCUGUCAUCUGGGACGAAAAGAAGAAGCUCUUAGCGCCUGCGAGAAACUGAGGUUAGAGAUUUCCAACACCUGCCACCUCACCUGCGUGCUACAGCUGGAACUGAGAAUUCAUGAACAGCAUCGAGAUCUGACAAACAUCAUCUCCAGCCUGCAGCAGCUGUGCUGUCUUCAUCCCUAUCAUUCCGGGUACUGGCUGAAUCUAGCCAUGAGUUAUCAAAGACUUCUGGAGUCUGAACGCUGCCAGGAGAAACAAUCUGAAGAUCAGAUGCAGACAAAUAACAUUUUAAACCUGAAGACCAUCAUGUGUUUUAUUAGAACAAGGUUGUUAAUUGAAAUCCUGAGGAUUCAGCAGUUCUCAUUCGUGCUUGAGAACAGCCAGAGGCUUCUACAAGAGGUUGAGGAAGCUCUACAGGUUCUGCAUCCGAAUGAGAAAAUUCUCCAAACAGUGUCUGAGGUGAUGUCAAAAGACCUCAAUCCAGAGAAAAUGAGGGAGGAAACCCAAGAUGGAGAGAGUUUAUCAGGUCUUUAUAUUAAAGACUUUGAUGACAGGUGGUGGACCAAAUUGUACACAAAAUUGCAUAAGACAACAACUCUAUCCAUGCACACAAUACAGGUGGACAGAUGAAAAAAUGAUGUAAUUGCAUUUAAGAAAACAAAUGUUAAUCUUUUAUUAACAGUAUUAUGUGCAUUUACUGUUACAGAGCAAAUAACAUUGAACAUUUCAGAAUGCAAAAUAAAUUUAUGUAAAGUUAUUGCAAACGGUUCCCUU
Molecule: messenger RNA, 1557 nt
Organism: Triplophysa dalaica
Lineage: Eukaryota; Metazoa; Chordata; Actinopteri; Cypriniformes; Nemacheilidae
Gene: c12h8orf76
Exons: 6
Coding region: 493-1413 (306 amino acids)
Molecular function (GO): protein binding
Source: RefSeq, a predicted model, not a curated record